This is a messenger RNA of Lactuca virosa, 1162 nucleotides long. The record is from the annotation of a GenBank genome assembly. Lineage: Eukaryota; Viridiplantae; Streptophyta; Magnoliopsida; Asterales; Asteraceae.
AAGAGACUUCGACUCGAGUAACCCGUAAAACCCAAAACCCCAUUUGCAUAUCUUCUCCAUUGGAGACCACCGGCGUAUCAAAUGGAUUCAUCACCUUCCUCGCCGGCAACGCCGCUAAAAGCAGCUCACUUUAACAUACAACAAGCGAUUAAUAAACUCCAAAACCAAUGUUCUUCCUUUUUCCACAAUCUCCACCACCAACACUUCUCCAGCACCCCCUUCGUUAACUCCAACCCUGACUUUACCAAAUUUAACUUCGAAUUUGCCGCGCCGGAGGUUGGAAAUGUCUCUAAAAGGCCAACCGGUUCUCUAUCUUUUGCAAAGAACCCUUUAUGGGCUCGAAUUGCCGCCGAUAAGACUUUUGUCGGUGGUGGUGCUGGCAUGUCGGAUCAGGAUAUCGAACAGCGGUUAGCGGGUGUGCCCGUAUACGCUCUCAGCAAUUCUUCGGAGGAAUUUGUUGUGGUUUCGGGUCAAAAUCCAGUGAAGUCUCUAGGGUUAUUCUGUUUCAAGGAAGAAGAUGCCGAGACACUCCUUGGACAAAUGAAAUCCAUGGAUCCUAGAAUGCGCCCAGGUUCGAAAGUAGUCCCCGUUGCUCUUAGCAUGGUUUUCCAGCUUAAAGUUAAUGGGGUUUCCUUUAGGUUUAUUCCAGAAUCAUCGCAGAUCAAGAAUGCAAUUGAGGCAAGACGCAAGGCUGGUGUAUCAGAUGACAGCUUCUCUGGUGUUCCUGUUUUUCAGUCAAAGAGCUUGGUACUAAGGAGCCAAAACGAAAGAUAUCGUCCUGCUUUUUUUAGAAAGGAGGACCUUGAGAAAUCUCUAGCAAAAGCUUCUACUCAACAAAGACAUUUGAAUCCUGCCCUUAAGGUGGGUGACCUUGAAGUCGCUGUUCUUGAGGAUAUAAUACAUGGCAUGAAGGAUGAUUCUACAAGUGCUUGGGAUGAUGUUGUGUUCAUUCCUCCGGGUUUUGGUUUUGAUGGUUCAACUGACCAAUCAAGGGAGUAGGAAUUUAAUUAUAAAAUUGUGAUGGAAUUUAUUAAGUGUGUUAAGUAGUGUUUGGUAUGAUGGAGUUCGGGAAGGAAUGGAAUAGUUCAUUCCAUAGGAAUGAAAAAAACGUGGGAAUGGAAUGAAUAUUUGCAGUAAUACCAUAUAUACUUGUGUAAUUUGU